UAUUCCCGCUCAAUAUUUAACUUGAGAUGAAGAACUUGUUCAGGAGAAAUGGUUUAUCUAUUAGUUAUUUAUCUUCCGUCAUGUGUCUGUGGCAAACCGGAAGUAUAUCUGCAUCGGCAACUGCUUUACUACUGACUUCCGGAGCUACCUAUUAUUAUUUAACGAAACGAUCCCUUCGGAAAAUAGACCAUAGGGAUACGAUCGUAUUAACUGGCUGUGACUCGGGCCUCGGUUACAAUCUCGCCCUUCACUGCCAUAAAAAUCUCUCGGCUAGAGUGAUUGCGGGGGUCCAUGGGAGAAAUAGUCUGGGGGCUCAGGAACUCAUAAAAAUGGGCAUCACAAUCCAGGAGAUUGAUAUCACUGAUGCUGAGAGUGUGGAACAUUUCGUGGAGAAGGUCCGGGAGUACCUGGAACGAGACAAUUUAUGUCUGAGAGCACUAGUGAAUAAUGCAGGAUCAAUGGUAUUCGGUGAGUUCGAGUGGCAGACAGACACUCAAAUUCGUCACCAAGUAGAGGUCAAUCUCCUGGGUACGAUGAGAGUAACAAAAUCGAUGCUUCCACUUCUCCGACAACACAAGAGUCGAUUGACAAUCGUCACCAGUCACUGCGCAAAAGAACCACUACCCGGUGUAUCUGCGUAUGGGGCGACCAAGGCAGCCCUGGCUGCGUGGGCAACAUCCCUCAGGAUCGAGUUGAAGAAAUUUGAAAUCGAUGUCGUCACCUUCAUCCCCGGGUCUUUCGUCAUGGAGAGCAAUCUUCUCCUGCGACAGGUUGGACAUUUCGAAGUGAUGGAGAAAGAGAUGAAGGCGGAGGCGAAAUCGGUUUAUGGAGAAUAUUUCAAUGAGUACAGAAAUUAUUUGAGACCAUUGUCGCAGCAAAAUGCUCUCAAGAGAAUCAAUAACGAGCAGAUUUACGAGACAUUUGAGAAUGUGAUUAUGGAGGAACCGGCAAGGACCAGUUACAAAUGUGAACCUUGGAGGUAUACUUACUACCACGUCCUUUUAAAAUUCGUUCCUACAAAACUUCACGACAUUCUUGUGGAGAAAUUCGUGCAGAUGCCCCCUUGGAAGCCAGUGAAAUCCAAGAAAAUGUAAAGAUAAACAUAAAAGAUAAUGAUAUCGUUCCAUGUAAUUGUGACCUAUUCUUGACGUUAUCGGUCUAAAUAUCGCACGCAUCAACUAUUUACGAAUUGCAAUCGACGUCAGGCGUAAAUAGAUCUUUCGAUAUCGAAAAUUGUCAGGAAGUUGAUGUGCCUUUGAGAAUAUUCGCGGAACAUCACAAAUUUGAUCGAAGUUCAAUUAUUUUAAGGGUAAGAUUAAUGAAAUGAUAUGUAAUGUCGAAGAGACAGUGUCGUAAUUAAUAUUGAAUAAACAAAUUUUUUAUACUGUAA
This is a messenger RNA of Diachasmimorpha longicaudata, 1390 nucleotides long. It is a transcript of the gene sro, whose product is annotated as shroud. Gene Ontology annotation, cellular component: intracellular membrane-bounded organelle. The transcript is spliced from 4 exons. NCBI's taxonomy places the organism in Eukaryota, Metazoa, Arthropoda, Insecta, Hymenoptera, Braconidae. Gene Ontology annotation, biological process: steroid metabolic process. Bases 27 to 1094 code for a protein of 355 amino acids. The record is from RefSeq and is a predicted model, not a curated record. Gene Ontology annotation, molecular function: oxidoreductase activity.